AUGCUAUUGCUGGGAAUUCUAAUGUUCAUAUUUGGAGUGACAUUCAUGCAACUGGCCUACAACCACCUGCGAAACACUGGCAUAGACAUAGAAUCAAGUGGUCUCGUGACUUACUAUGGCACCAUAGGAAGAAGCAUGCUGACCUUGUUCAUGGCAAUCUCAGGAGGAGUUGAUUGGAGAGAUGCCGUCGCUCCCCUGAGUGCAAUGAGCUGGAUCAUCGACUACUUCAUGGGAAUCUAUGUGUUCUUCACUGUCUUUUGCUUUAUCAAUGUCGUGACAGGUAUUUUUGUGGACAAUGCCAAGGAGCUUGGCGAGCAGGAGACGCUGCAUCAGCGUGCCGGGCAGUAUCUUCGCCGCCAGCGCUGGGUGAAAGAGGUCGUCAACCUUUUUGCAAAGAUGGAUGUGAGUAGUGAGGGCGACUUGUCCUAUGAGGAGUUCAUGGCAGAGAUCAAGGAUGAAAGGGUGCAGGACUGCUUCCGUCACUUGGGUAUCAACGUGGAGAACCAUACGGCCGACGAGCUCUUUGAGCUCUUUGACUUCGACGAUGACGGCAAGAUCGAUCCUUUCUCCUUUGAUGCUCGCCGUUAUGAAGAUUUGUCGGGAUGGGAUGAGCAAGCCAUCCGUCAAUUUCACGGCACUGCCAGAAGCAUUGAUGUCUACAAGAUCCGAAGGGAUACGCAGAAGUGCCCUGGUCGAGCCCGGCUUGUUGCAUCAGGGAUGAAGCCGCGCAAGUUGUGA
Durusdinium trenchii is the source of this 738-nucleotide messenger RNA. The record is from the annotation of a GenBank genome assembly. Lineage: Eukaryota; Dinophyceae; Suessiales; Symbiodiniaceae.